Messenger RNA from Danio rerio (zebrafish), 2323 nucleotides. It is a transcript of the gene sgk1, whose product is annotated as serum/glucocorticoid regulated kinase 1. Lineage: Eukaryota; Metazoa; Chordata; Actinopteri; Cypriniformes; Danionidae. The record is from RefSeq and is marked provisional. Gene Ontology annotation, cellular component: endoplasmic reticulum; nucleus; cytoplasm. Gene Ontology annotation, molecular function: transferase activity; nucleotide binding; protein serine/threonine kinase activity.
AGUAGCGCUUUGUGUCGUUUUGGUCUCGGGCCCAGAGUGGAAAACUACAGCCAUGACAAUCCAAACGGAGACGAGCGUUUCAGCUCCAGACUUGACCUACUCUAAAACAAGAGGACUAGUAGCUAAUCUGAGUGCUUUUAUGAAGCAGAGAAAGAUGGGACUGAAUGACUUCAUCCAGAAGCUUUCUGCAAACUCCUAUGCAUGCAAGCAUCCUGAGGUUCAGUCCAUCCUAAACCUGACACCACCACAAGAUGUGGAGCUAAUGAACAGCAACCCUUCCCCUCCGCCAAGUCCCUCUCAGCAGAUCAACCUCGGCCCUUCCUCAAACCCCACCGCCAAACCAUCAGACUUCGACUUUCUGAAAGUCAUCGGAAAGGGUAGCUUCGGCAAGGUUCUCCUGGCACGCCACCGGAGCGAUGAGAAGUUUUAUGCUGUGAAGGUGCUUCAGAAGAAAGCCAUCUUAAAGAAAAAAGAGGAGAAACACAUUAUGUCAGAGCGCAACGUGUUACUGAAGAAUGUCAAGCAUCCAUUCCUUGUGGGCCUGCAUUACUCCUUCCAGACCACUGAUAAACUCUACUUCGUACUGGACUACAUCAAUGGAGGAGAGCUGUUUUAUCACUUGCAAAGAGAGCGAUGCUUUCUGGAGCCGCGCGCUCGCUUCUAUGCAGCAGAGAUUGCCAGUGCUUUGGGUUACCUGCAUUCACUGAACAUCGUCUACCGAGACCUGAAGCCCGAGAACAUUCUGCUGGAUUCUCAAGGGCACAUCAUCUUGACUGACUUUGGCCUGUGCAAAGAGAACAUCGAGCCCAAUGGAACGACGUCAACCUUCUGUGGGACGCCAGAGUAUUUGGCACCGGAGGUGUUACACAAGCAGCCGUAUGACCGAACGGUGGACUGGUGGUGUUUGGGCGCAGUGCUGUAUGAAAUGUUAUAUGGCCUGCCUCCGUUCUACAGUCGUAACACAGCAGAGAUGUACGAUAACAUUUUGAACAAGCCACUGCAGCUGAAACCCAACAUCUCCAACGCUGCCAGACACCUGCUGGAGGGCCUGCUGCAAAAAGACAGAACCAAAAGGCUGGGCUUCACUGAUGACUUUACUGAAAUCAAGAACCACAUGUUCUUCUCUCCCAUCAACUGGGACGAUCUGAAUGCCAAGAAGCUUACGCCACCAUUCAACCCCAAUGUGACGGGGCCUAACGACUUGCGACACUUUGACCCUGAGUUCACCGAUGAGCCAGUGCCGAAUUCAAUCGGCUGCUCGCCGGACAGCGCUCUGGUCACGUCCAGCAUUACUGAAGCGACCGAGGCUUUCCUGGGCUUCUCUUACGCCCCUGCUAUGGACUCCUACCUGUAGCCCAUUCCCCAGAAACGCCAUCCCAUGGACUCCUACCUGUAGCUCAUUUACCAUGGAAAUGCUGUCCCAUGGAAUCUCACCUGUAGUGCAUCACUAUGAGAAAAGCAAACCCCGUCUCAUUUCCCUGCCUCCAGAUCGGGGGCAUUUGCACAUGGCGUACGGCAGCUCGAAAGGCCUUUAUUGAAAGGCCUGAGUUUUACACGUUAAAGAAGAAGACUCUUCCUCUUCAUCCAAAUGCACGAUUUCUCCUCCGCUUUCACCCUGGGUUGUGACAGAUGGGGAAAAAGAGAGAGAAGAUUGAUGCUGAUGGACGUUUAUGUACUAGAUUUAUUUCAAAGCUUACUUGCGUUUCAUUUUUUAGACAUCAUAGUUUUGGAUGGAUUGAAUGCUUGUUUGUGGGUGCGUGUGUGUGUAUGUGCCUUCAUUUUAACACCCCUGUUCAAAUGUUUGUUUAGUCUAAAUCAUGUGAUCUGGCAUGUCAGUCCAUGUCAGGUAUAAACAGUCAACGUGACACUAAAACCACUAAAAUAUAUCAGCAUCUGAUGUUUUUGUGACCUUUCAGUUACGCAUCUGGGAUCAAAUUUUUUGCACAUUUAUCUUCCUAAAUUAAAGAGCACUUCCUUUAAUGCUUUUUUUUUUCCUUGUUUAUGACUUGAGCAGAAGGUGCUAGAAGGAUGUGCUGCUAAUGUGUGUAGAAAUGCUCACUUUAGUCUUCCAGCCUCCUUGGAUGUACAGUAAUCCAGAAACGGGCCAGUCUGUCUCAGCAACACAUUCCAUUGAACAAGACUGUAUGGUUAUUUAAGUUUGUAUAUUUUGAGGUCUUCUGUGUUAGUUUUAAUGUAUACGGAACAAAAACUUAAAAGGGUAUGCUUAUAUGUAACUAUAAAUGUACUGUAAAAUUGUAAAAUGUUUGAAUUAUGUGACCUUGUUUGGUUCGCAAUAAAACUUUAUGGUUAUUUUUCCCCUAAA